AGGCCGAGCGAGGCUUCUAGUAAUCUCCCCUCAUGGCAAUUCGCAACUACAUCAUCUGUAAUCUAGCAUGACUAUGAUCAUGAUGGUGCAAGCAGUCCACAACUGUCCUUGCGUGCAAAACUAAAAAGUAAAAGGUACUUUGUUCCUCGUCGUGCUGUGGCGAACGGUAAAAAUAUGACGCGUGUUGAAAAUCAAAAUUCGCAAAGAACAAGGGUGCGACCAGUGGGGUAUGUGUUUUGUCCCGAGAAACAAGUGAAAGAUCUCGGUCUUCGAGAGUCGAAGGUGGAUGGAGGUCAUCUCGUGGCGGCAAGCUGUCCGCGCAGCGCGACCCCGAGAACCCCCCGACCAGUUGUGUCUGUCGACCGAGCGUCGCAGUCGCGCAGCAGCAAGGAGCGCGUGAGGCAAGCGAGGUUAAAUCACGACCUGGACCAGAUAAAAUGGAUUGGGCGACAGAAGAGAUGGUUGUCGGGGGCAUUGGGAGAAAUGCAGCCGCAACAUCAAGGGAUAAAGACUGGUAGCCCACGACGAACUCACGCUGCGGGCACGACUUCUACUAGAGGAGGUCGAGACAGGACAGAAGAUAGAGACAAAUAUAGAAGAACGACUCCGCGACCGCGUUCAUCUGGUGAAAUAAAGAAAAAGACCGGAGCUCCUGAGCAUCGCGGCCCUCCUAGAAGCAGCACGAUAAUUGCAUCCACGAAUGUAUCAACCGAGAAACAGAUCCGCACGAUCGUCGCAACGCGAAAUCGAGUACAAGAAAAUUGUUCGCCUCGCUGCUCUACCAACGAAAACGAUCAAGGUUUGAGCUGCGUAUCCGUGUCGGGAAGUUGUAAACGUGAUUCUUCCGAAUUACAGCAGAAAUUGCGCGAGGAGGAUGAACAGGUACAGGAGGACAUCAAACAUAGUUGCCCGGUAAAAGCACAAGUGUUCGACAUGAAUAUGGGAGACGAUGAUCAUAUUGAUACUCAGAGUAAGAAAUCACUUGCGGCUGUCGACCAAGAGCAAGCAGACCACAACACAGUUCCAGUGCUCGUUCCAACUAUUCGUGCCAGCGAAAAUGAUGAUGUCGACAGGGACACUUCCGCGAGAAGUAGAAGUAGAGCGCCACAACAGCGUCCAGCAGAAAUUCAGGUCGUGCCUGCUACGACGGGAACUGUCAUUCCGAACAUCCUUUAUUUUUCUUCCGCACGGCUCGACGAGGGAGAGGACUACUUCACUCGGAACAGUAGUAGUACUUUCUCUGCGCAGCUAUUAGUGUCGAACGCUAGAAAGGAAAGCAAAAGCAGCACCUAGCAGUGUAGACAGGUCAACACAGCCUCUCUUUUCUCGCUGCGAUGAGCAGCAGCAGUGCGGCAUCAAACCAUUCGGUGCUUUAUUUCGAGGCGGCCUGGAACAAUUAUCGGGGAACAAGAAGUUCUCACACCCGAAUCUUUUGACGGAGGAGAAUGACAGGCGGUUGCGUACCGCCUUGCAACAACUCUACCUCGGCACCGCCACCGGGUCAAGGCUGCUGCAGCAAGUGGGUCUAAAGGCGGCCAAAAAGCGACCGGUUUCACCUUAUCUACGGGGAUGCACAGAGAAGAUGCAAAGCCGCUUUGUGACGCCGAGGGAUGGCUUCGAGAAUAGCUAGAUUGAUAGCUUUUGGCGAUCUUCCGCGAAUGGGACUGUGAAAUAAACGUCGUGCCCACGUUUUGUUUUGCACAUCACAUAUGACGUACACGUAAGCAAAUGUCAUUCAUUCCAGUAGUUUACUGUAGUUUGCGAUUUUAUCUGCUGCCUGUCUAGAUAUCGAUGCAUCGAGCACUGUACAACAAGAAAAAACAAAAAUCUAUGCGUCACUUAACAUCAGAAUCACUAAAUAAAGGAAUUUUGUCAAUGUCUAAACGCCACUUCACCCUUGUUGCGGUAUUGCAAAAGCUAGUAGCUGCUUGUGUGUGUGUGUUCUGGCUAGUUCUUUUGCAGAAGGCUGCAAAAGCAGUGAUCCUCCUUUAAUGCAACGUGAAGC
Messenger RNA from Amoebophrya sp. A120, 2005 nucleotides. NCBI's taxonomy places the organism in Eukaryota, Dinophyceae, Syndiniales, Amoebophryaceae. The record is from the annotation of a GenBank genome assembly.